Limulus polyphemus (Atlantic horseshoe crab) is the source of this 1337-nucleotide messenger RNA. RefSeq lists its product as uncharacterized. Bases 85 to 1272 code for a protein of 395 amino acids. NCBI's taxonomy places the organism in Eukaryota, Metazoa, Arthropoda, Merostomata, Xiphosura, Limulidae. Gene Ontology annotation, molecular function: hydrolase activity, acting on carbon-nitrogen (but not peptide) bonds. Gene Ontology annotation, biological process: carbohydrate metabolic process. The record is from RefSeq and is a predicted model, not a curated record. The transcript has 2 exons.
UAUCAACAAAAGUGUGAGAAUCGGCCAGCUGCUCUCCCAAACGCUCAGCUUUAAAUAGCGAGAAGAACUAGUAUCUGGGUGACCAUGCUUGUAACGAUACUUUUGAGCGUAUUGUUGGCGGCAGCUAGCGGAGAAGAAAAAUGCGAGCAGGGUUCGAACUGCAAAAUACCAGACUGUCGCUGCGCGAGUAAUAAUUUGGAUUAUCAUAAAAUUAGCACGAAAGAUAUCCCUCAGUUUAUUCUCCUAACGUUCGAUGACGCGUUAAACAUCCUAAACAACGUUACUUACCACGAUAUCUUUUUAAGCGGGAAAAAAAAUAAGAAAAAUGGGUGUCCAAUAGCCGGAACGUUCUUUGUCACCCACGAGUAUAACGAUUACACCCUGGUUCACGAGUACUGGCGGCAAGGUAACGAGAUAGCUAGCCACUCCAUCAGUCACAGACCUUAUCAUGACUACUGGAAGAAUGCUGAUGAAGAAAGAUUGAAAGAUGAGAUGGUAGACAUGCGUUUUAUGUUGGCUAAGUAUGCACUUAUAGAAGAGAAUCAAAUAACUGGAACACGAGCACCUUUCUUACAAACGAGUGGUGAUAACUUUUUCAGCACUUUAUCAACUAAUAAGUUCAAAUGGGACUCAUCUAUGCCAACUCGAACACAUUCUGGGGAUGAAAACGUCCAGAAAAUGUAUCCCUACACGCUGGACUACGGGUACAAGCAAGAUUGUGUAAUCCCACCUUGUCCUAAAGAGCAGUACAAAGGUUUUUGGGUAGUCCCGAUGGUUAUGCAGUAUGUAAGCAUGGAGUUGGAAGAUGGUUCCAUAAUAGAAGUGCCUUGCUCUAUGCUCGAUGCAUGCUCUCCGCAGCCCGAGACUAAAGAAGAUACUGUAACUUUCCUGAAAAAGAAUUUCAACUACCACUACAAUUCUAAUCGUGCGCCUUUUCCGAUCUUUUUACACGAGACGUGGCUAAAAGAUGAAAAUCGAAAACAAGGCUAUCUUGAGUUUGUCGACUGGGCCUUAACCAAAAAUGAUGUUUUCAUAGUUACUAUUUCAGAAAUGUUAGACUAUUUCAAAGAUCCCAAACCAUUGUCGUCGUACUCACAAAAGAAAUGUGUAAAGACUCCUCCUUCCAGCAAGUGCACUUCUAAAAGUUUUUGCCAGUAUAAGAAAGAGGACACCCCAUUUGAAGGUCCACGGAUUAUGUCAACUUGUACUCCCUGUCCAGAGGUUUACCCGUGGCUAAAAAAUCCAAAUGGAGAACGCUCCACAUUUAAGUAAUUUAUUUUGGGUAUUGUAGGUGUAAGUUUGAAAAAUAAAAAUAAAUCUUUGUUUUUUAAUCCUUA